Messenger RNA from Chenopodium quinoa (quinoa), 1084 nucleotides. RefSeq names its product 1-Cys peroxiredoxin-like. Gene Ontology annotation, biological process: cell redox homeostasis; cellular oxidant detoxification. Gene Ontology annotation, molecular function: peroxiredoxin activity. Bases 98 to 757 code for a protein of 219 amino acids. The record is from RefSeq and is a predicted model, not a curated record. Gene Ontology annotation, cellular component: mitochondrion; cytosol. The transcript is spliced from 4 exons. Lineage: Eukaryota; Viridiplantae; Streptophyta; Magnoliopsida; Caryophyllales; Amaranthaceae.
UCUUCUACAUAUAUAUGUACACCAAACUCUUAGUUUGAUCAACUACAAUUUAAAUUCAAUAGUUUGGAGUACAACAAAAUUAAAGAGGAAAAAAAAAAUGCCAGGAAUAACAAUAGGAGAUGCGGUGCCAAACCUAGAAGUAGAGACUACCACUGGCAAAUUCAAGCUUCAUGACUACUUUGCUGAUAGCUGGACCAUUUUCUUCUCUCAUCCAGGUGACUUUACACCGGUUUGUACCACGGAACUAGGAAUGAUGGCAGCUUAUGCUGAUAAGUUCUCGAAGAGAGGGGCCAAGCUUUUGGGCUUAUCUUGUGAUGAUAUUUCCUCUCACAAAGAGUGGAUCAAGGACGUCGAAGCCUAUUCCGGAGGACAUAAGGUGACGUACCCAAUAAUAGCAGAUCCAAAGAGGGAGAUAAUAAAGCAGCUAAAUAUGGUGGAUCCUGAUGAGAAAAGCUCCAAUGGACAGCAACUUCCUUCUCGUGCUUUACAUAUUGUUGGUCCUGAUAAGUUGGUGAAGCUAAGUUUCCUAUACCCAGCAACAACAGGAAGGAACAUGGACGAGGUGGUGAGGGUAUUGGACUCGCUGCAGAAGGCAACAGAGCACAAGGUUGCCACACCUGUUAACUGGAAACCCGGCGAGAAGGUCGUGAUCUCUCCAAGUGUCAACAAUGAUCAAGCCAAGGAGAUGUUUCCUCAAGGGUUUGAGACCACUGAUCUUCCUUCCAAGAAGGGCUACCUUCGCUUCACUAAAGUCUAGCCGCAUGUCGUCUAGCUUUGUCAUGAAUAUGCAAGCCACAACAUCCUAGCAUAUAUAUAUAUGCAUGGAAAUGUGAUGAAUAUCGGUCUAUAUGAAUAAUGUGUUCGUAGUAAGUUACUUUUGACGAGUAUGGUAUGGUGCUAUAUAUAUUAUGUUUUUUAUAAACGGUAAAAAAAAAAAUGUAUCUUAAUGGCAACCAAACUACAAAGGAUUGUUGUAAGUUGUAUGGUAUGUACCUAAAAGGCCAAAGUAGUUGUCCUUCCUACCUUUUGUGCUACAUAUAAUUAUGAAAUACGACUAUAGAAGUACUACUUUGUUAAUGUGUUA